Geodia barretti is the source of this 114-nucleotide messenger RNA. NCBI's taxonomy places the organism in Eukaryota, Metazoa, Porifera, Demospongiae, Tetractinellida, Geodiidae. The record is from the annotation of a GenBank genome assembly.
AUGUAUUCAAGCUCCUCGACAGAGUUCGUUAUUGCCUUUGGAAGGAAUAGUGGAGGUGACAAUACAGUACUGAAACUGCUCAUUUCAUCAGUCGAGCCAGGUCCUGUCCCAGUC